AGCCACGGGGCGACGUUAUAGCAGAAUCGACCUUAUGUAAAAUCGUAGAACGGAUAUUAGUCAUACAGUGCGUCGAAUCCACCUGCCAAAGAAAUUAACUACCUUAAUUGAUUUAAAGCAGUUUAAGAUACCCGUCACUUGCCAAACUCUCGCUAUAAAACGUAGUUGGUACUCAAGGGUUGUCACGAAGACGCAACAGCAGCGAGGUGGAGGCGCUGCAAGGCAGAACAGAAGCGUGGCGGGAAACCGAGGACGCUUUCCAUUUUGCGCACGCUUUUACGCUGUUUGGAGAGGACAGCAUUCUGUCAGGUGAAACGCUGCGGGAGCGCCGAGUACACGGAUUCCUAGAUCGACAAAGAGCAUUAACGGCGGCUCGAGUCGCACUCCUUCACGCAGAUUAUUACCGUUCCUUAGAUAUAUCGCGCUAUUUCACGAACUUGCGCACAGGCUCCUGACGCGCGUUCCGAGCUCGGGGAAACCGGACUCUAAGGUGAAUCUGUUGCACGCCACCGACCGCGGCACCAUGAAAUCACUGCUCUCUCUUACGGUCGUUUGCCUCGUUCUUGCACAAGUCUUUUGUGAAGAAAUGAGCUCAAAAGAUGAUUUGAAUUACUGGACGGGCAGCAAUGAAGUGCAGGACGAGUGGCUCUCCGCUGACCCGUUUAAGGAGAUUUUGAGACGGAUGACGCGGAAACCUCGACCGCAUCAGUUCUUCGGCCUAAUGGGGAAGCGGUCCUCCGGUACGAACGUUUUAACCAAUGCACAGAUAACCCGCAAAAGACACAAACUGAACUCUUUUGUGGGACUGAUGGGAAAAAGAAGCCAGGAGGAACCAGGUUCGUACGAGUGGAGCACAAUACUGAAUUAUGAUCAACGGCGCUGAAACAGUCGCAGCCGAAGGGGAGAGACGUGUGCCUGGCUUCUUUUAUUUUGUUUUUUUUUAAAGGUAUUACUUCAAACUGUUGAUCGAAGUUGUAGGGGUUAAUAAACGUUCUGUUUCCACACCGUGGCAAUGCUA
Molecule: messenger RNA, 1018 nt
Organism: Megalops cyprinoides (Indo-Pacific tarpon)
Lineage: Eukaryota; Metazoa; Chordata; Actinopteri; Elopiformes; Megalopidae
Gene: tac1
Product: tachykinin precursor 1
Exons: 5
Coding region: 524-883 (119 amino acids)
Biological process (GO): tachykinin receptor signaling pathway
Source: RefSeq, a predicted model, not a curated record